AUGAGCCCCCUCCGCCGGUACACAACAGUCUCCAUCCCAGCGUCCUACGGCCGGCUGGACGACGGUCCCUCCCCAGGUACCGUAGCGGGCAUCGUCCUAGGCAGCGUCGCAGGCUUCGUCUUCCUCCUGUACCUAGCCUACCUUGGCCUCGGACUCAAUAACAAACCACACCCCGACGACGUAGAAGUUAGCACCGUGUCGAUGGAGUCCGCGCUAUCGAGGCGGGCGCGACGAGCGCGCCGCGGCGGCGACGGAGGACGAGUCGAGGUGGUCGAGGAGCGGCGCAGGCGGCAUCCCGACGAUCAUAUUGUGGUGGAGGAGUCGGUGACGUCUGCGUCGAGGACGGAUGAGGGAGAUGUGGUGGAGGUUUUGGAGGAGCAUUCGUCGAUUGAUGUGCCGGUGGCGCCGGCGCGGUCCAGGUCGAGGAGGAGUCGGGUGUCGGGGUCUUAUCGGACGGUGGAUCCGUACGAGUAUGGGGGUGGGAGUUCGUAUGAUGGGCGGUGA
Molecule: messenger RNA, 504 nt
Organism: Aspergillus udagawae
Lineage: Eukaryota; Fungi; Ascomycota; Eurotiomycetes; Eurotiales; Aspergillaceae
Exons: 1
Coding region: 1-504 (167 amino acids)
Source: RefSeq, a predicted model, not a curated record